Leopardus geoffroyi (Geoffroy's cat) is the source of this 2147-nucleotide messenger RNA. It is a transcript of the gene ITFG1, whose product is annotated as integrin alpha FG-GAP repeat containing 1. Bases 240 to 2075 code for a protein of 611 amino acids. Gene Ontology annotation, cellular component: plasma membrane. The record is from RefSeq and is a predicted model, not a curated record. Lineage: Eukaryota; Metazoa; Chordata; Mammalia; Carnivora; Felidae. The transcript is spliced from 18 exons.
CACGCACGACACUGUCGGGAGGCGCGCCUGCCGGAAGUGAGCGCAGGGGCGAUUUUCGACCCAGCUUCACGGCCUCCCAAGAGUCAGAUGUGUAGUUCUAAGGGAAAGUGAGAGGGGAGCCCGUGGCGGCUCGUACGGGCGGGGAGGCUGUGCGCUUUCUCUCUUGGUCGGCAGCACGGUGCUUUCCGGCUGCCGUCAAGUGCGGCACUGGGCCGGAGGGCGGGGGCCGAGGGGCUGCCAUGGCGGCGGCGGGCCGGCUGCCGAGCUCCUGGGCGCUGCUGGCGCUGCUGCUUGGGGGGCUCGCACUGCUGGGAGUCGGGCCGGUCCCGGCGCGGGCGCUGCACAACGUCACAGCCGAGCUCUUUGGGGCCGAGGCCUGGGGCACCCUGGCGGCCUUCGGAGACCUCAACUCCGACAAGCAGACGGACCUCUUCGUGCUGCGGGAAAGAAAUGAUUUAAUCGUCUUUUUGGCAGACCAGAAUGCACCCUAUUUUAAACCCAAAGUAAAAGUAUCCUUGAAGAAUCACAGUGCAUUGAUAACAAGUGUAGUCCCAGGGGAUUAUGAUGGAGAUUCACAAAUGGAUGUCCUCCUCACGUAUCUUCCCAAAAAUCAUGCCAGCAGUGAAUUGGGAGCUGUUAUCUUCUGGGGACAAAAUCAAACAUUAGAUCCUAACAAUAUGACUGUACUCAAUAGGACUUUUCAAGAUGAACCACUAAUUAUGGACUUCAAUGGUGAUUUAAUUCCUGAUGUAUUUGGUGUUACAAAUGAAUCCAGCCAGCCACAGAUAUUAUUGGGAGGGAAUUUGUCAUGGCAUCCUGCGUUGACCACUAAAAGUAAAAUGCGAAUUCCACAUUCUCAUUCAUUUAUUGAUCUGACUGCAGAUUUUACAGCAGAUUUGUUCCUCACGACAUUGUCUGCCUCUAGUACUUUCCAGUUUGAGAUAUGGGAAAAUGUGGAUGGAAAUUUCUCUGUCAAUACUGUAUUUGAAAAACCUCAAAAUAUGGUGGUGAUUGGACAGUCAGCAUUUGCAGACUUUGAUGGAGAUGGACACAUGGAUCACUUACUGCCAGGCUGUGAAGAUAAAAACUGCCAGAAAAGCAUCAUUUACUUAGCAAGAUCUGGAACAAAGCAGUGGGUUCCAGUCCUACGGGAGUUCAGCAACAAGGGCACACUCUGGGGCUUUGUGCCAUUUGUGCAUGAACAACGACCAACAGAAAUACCAAUUCCAAUUACCCUUCAUAUUGGAGACUACAACAUGGAUGGCUAUCCAGAUGCUCUUGCCAUACUGAAGAAUACAUCCGGAAGCAAUCAACAGGCCUUUUUACUGGAGAAUGUUCCAUGUAAUAAUGCAAGCUGUGAAGGGGCACAUCGUAUGUUUAAAGUCUACUGGGAGCUGAUGGACCUAAAUCAAAUCAGAGAUGCCAUGGUUGCCACCUUCUUUGACAUUUAUGAAGAUGGAAUCUUGGACAUUGUAGUACUAAGUAAAGGAUAUACAAAGAAUGAUUUUUCCAUCCAUACACUAAAAAAUAACUUUGAAGCAGAUGCUUAUUUUGUUAAAGUCAUUGUUCUUAGUGGUCUGUGUUCUAAUGACUGUCCUCGUAAGAUAACACCCUUUGGAGUAAAUCAGCCUGGACCUUAUAUCAUGUAUACAACUGUAGAUGCAAAUGGAUAUCUGAAAAAUGGUUCAGCUGGACAACUCAGCCAGUCAGCACAUUUAGCUCUCCAACUACCAUACAAUGUACUUGGCUUAGGUCGAAGUGCAAAUUUUCUUGAUCAUCUUUAUGUUGGCAUUCCCCGUCCAUCCGGAGAGAAGUCUAUACGAAAACAAGAGUGGACUGCAAUCAUUCCAAAUUCCCAGCUAAUUGUUAUUCCAUAUCCUCACAAUGUUCCUCGAAGCUGGAGUGCCAAGCUGUACCUUACACCAAGUAACAUCGUCCUACUUACUGCUAUAGCUCUCAUCGGUGUCUGUGUUUUCAUCUUGGCAAUAAUUGGCAUUUUACAUUGGCAGGAAAAGAAAGCAGAUGAUAGAGAAAAACGACAAGAAGCCCAUCGGUUUCAUUUUGAUGCUAUGUGACUUGCCUUUAAUAUUAUGUAAUGGAACAGCUAUUCACUUGAUUAAUUGAAAUACUAAAUUUGGCUGAUAGAA